Nezara viridula (southern green stink bug) is the source of this 228-nucleotide messenger RNA. The record is from the annotation of a GenBank genome assembly. NCBI's taxonomy places the organism in Eukaryota, Metazoa, Arthropoda, Insecta, Hemiptera, Pentatomidae.
AUGUCGAAAAAAAAAGAAGGGCUGUUCGGGAGCAGUGAAAGCGGAGGUAAACACUAUCGAAGGAGAAAAGCACGGACUGUUUUCUCGGACCAGCAGCUAACAGGUUUAGAGAAGAGGUUCGAGGCACAGCGGUACCUUUCCACACCGGAGCGGGUGGAACUGGCCCACGCUCUUCACCUGUCAGAAACUCAGGUAACUUAUAUCUUUUAUACGUUUUUCAUUUCAUAA